AUGUAUUAUGUUAAUCAUAAUGACAAAGUUGAGGGUACUGCUGCUAUCAAACUUGACAUGUCUAAAGCUUAUGAUAAAUUGGAGUGGUCUUUUCUUGAAAAAGUUUUGAGAAAAAUGGGGUUAGCUGAAAAUUGGAUAAAACUCAUAAAUCAAUGUGUCUCCACUGUCUCCUAUUUUGUUCUUUUAAAUGGUAGCCCUACUGGUUUUUUCCAACCUGAAAGAGGUCUAAGGAAAGGGGAACCCCUAUCCCCUUACCUCUAUAUUAUCUGUGUUGAGGCUCUUUCCUCUUAUAUAGAUAAUCUUCAAAGAAAUGGUACCCUGAGGGGUAUCAAAGUUUGUAAAAAGGCCCCUGAGAUGACUCAUUUGCUUUUUGCUGAUGACUCUCUUCUUAGAAGAAUCCCUGAACAUAGGAAGGUCCUUUUGGCUAACAUUCGGGAGAUUCAAAGCAGAGAUUUAGGAGAAAAAUAUCUUGGGACUCCAACUGUUUUUAAAGCUUAUAAAAUCCAAACCCAUAUAGGUAUUCUCCAAGCUGUGGAUGCCAAAAUCACUGUCUGGAUUCAUAAGCUCCUUUCUCAGGCUGCUAGAACUACUUUGGUUAAACAUAUUGGUCAAGCCAUUCCUUUAUUUCAGAUGGGGGCUUUCUUAAUCCCAAAACAUCUUUGCAGAAAGAUGGAUGCUCACCUCUGCAAAUUUUGGUGGGGAGAGACUCUGGACCCAAAAGAUAGGAAGCUUCACCUUUUGGGUUGGGAUAUUCUUUGCUCCCCUAAAUAUGAAGGUGGUUUGGGAUCCAGAAAAGCUGAAAUAAACAAUCUUGCUAUGUUAGCUAGGAAUGUCUGGAAAAUUAUUGAAAAUCAUGAUUGCAUGUUAGCCAAGAUUUUAAAAGCUAGUUAUUUUCCUAGAACUGAUUUUCUGAAUGCUAAGUGUGCUGAUAAGUGUUCCUGGACCUGGAAAUGCUUACAUACUAUUAAAGAGCUGAUAAAACCUUUUAUUUCCUGGAUUGUUGGUGAUGGAAGUUUAUUGACCCUUGGUGCGAUAAAUGGAUUCCAUCUUUGGGCUCUGCUACCCCCAACCCUCUUACCCCUCCAGACCCUAAUAUUGAAGUCGACUAUUUCAUUGAUGAUAAUACUAGAACCUGGAAUGUUUCUAGACUAA
Messenger RNA from Papaver somniferum (opium poppy), 1152 nucleotides. RefSeq lists its product as uncharacterized. Lineage: Eukaryota; Viridiplantae; Streptophyta; Magnoliopsida; Ranunculales; Papaveraceae. The transcript has 2 exons. The record is from RefSeq and is a predicted model, not a curated record. Bases 1 to 1152 code for a protein of 383 amino acids.